Messenger RNA from Zasmidium cellare ATCC 36951, 1119 nucleotides. RefSeq lists its product as uncharacterized. Gene Ontology annotation, molecular function: oxidoreductase activity, acting on the CH-OH group of donors, NAD or NADP as acceptor; magnesium ion binding; NAD binding. The record is from RefSeq and is a predicted model, not a curated record. NCBI's taxonomy places the organism in Eukaryota, Fungi, Ascomycota, Dothideomycetes, Mycosphaerellales, Mycosphaerellaceae. Bases 1 to 1119 code for a protein of 372 amino acids. The transcript has 2 exons.
AUGUCUCCCAUCGCCAUUUCAGGUACCAAGACCCACAGCAUUGCCUGCAUACCCGCAGACGGCAUUGGCCCUGAAGUCAUCGAUGCGGGAGUCGAAGUCUUGAAGACUUUGAGCAAUGCAUCAGGAUCUUUCAAGUUGAACUUUGAAAACUACGACUGGAGCUCAGAAAGGUACAAGAAGACCGGCAAGUACAUUCCGGAUGGUGGACUGGACAGUCUAAAGAAGCACGAUGCCAUUCUGUUCGGCGCUGUUGGUGCUCCAGACGUGCCCGAUCACAUCUCUCUCUGGGGACUGCGGCUAGCAAUUUGCCAACCCCUCCAGCAAUACGCCAAUGUCCGUCCGACUCGUAUCCUUCGCGGCACCGAGUCGCCACUUCGAAAGGCCUCGCCUGGAGAUCUUGAUUGGGUCAUCAUUCGCGAGAACUCCGAAGGCGAAUACGCUGGCCAAGGUGGACGCUCGCAUAUUGGCCAGCCAUGGGAGACUUCGACGGAAGUGUCUAUUUUCACACGACACUGCGUCGAACGUCUCAUUCGUUUCGCCUUCCAAACAGCGCAAUCUAGGCCAAGGAAGCAUUUGACCGUUGUGACCAAAUCUAAUGCACAGCGAAAUGGUAUGGUGAUGUGGGACGAGGUUGCAGCUCUUGUGGCAAAAGACUUCCCAGAUGUGACUGUGGAGAAGAUGCUCGUCGAUGCCAUGACCUGCCGCAUGGUUCUUCAGCCUCAGUCACUGGAAACCAUAGUCGCCACAAACCUCCACGCAGACAUCCUCUCAGACCUCGCAGCUGCUUUGGCUGGCUCCAUUGGGAUUGCGCCGACUAGCAACCUUGAUCCGACGAGACAGAACCCGAGCAUGUUUGAGCCGAUUCAUGGCAGUGCGUUCGACAUCACGGGCAAAGGAGUCGCGAACCCCGUAGGCACCUUCUGGACUGCGGCGGAGAUGAUCAGAUGGCUGGGCGAGGAUGAAGCUGCGAAGACCUUAAUGCAGGCGGUCGAGAAGGUCUGUGAGAAUGGAGUCUUGACGAGAGACUUGGGCGGCAAGGCUGGGACUAAGGAGGUCACAGAGGCUGUCUGUGCUGAGAUCCAGAGGAUCUACGGGAAAGAUGGCAAGAAUAAUGCAUAG